This is a messenger RNA of Benincasa hispida (wax gourd), 3049 nucleotides long. NCBI's taxonomy places the organism in Eukaryota, Viridiplantae, Streptophyta, Magnoliopsida, Cucurbitales, Cucurbitaceae. The record is from RefSeq and is a predicted model, not a curated record.
CUACACUCGUGGAUUGAAUUUUCUUUCUGUAAUUUGGUUGCGUUGCCGAUUUGUAGUGUGUUUUUUCACUCAGAGUUUUUGGUUGACUUUUGAUUGUGAUUUCGAUUACGUUUUCUGAUCUGUGGAUGGAGCUGAAUUUGAGGCAAUUCCGAAAAUUAAAACCACUUGGAUUUUGUUCUGAAUCGACUAUGAAUGGUUUCCUCUGCAUCUGUCUGACAUGUCUUGCUUUUGUGAUGAAUUGUUAAACUAGCAGUGCGACGUUGCCUUGUGCAUCGUAUCGUAAUUGCAUCUCCUGGCGUCUGUAUGAGUCAAAAAUUUUCUUUCCUGGUAUCUAUCAUACUUAUUGGCUGGAUACAAUGGUGAAACUCCCCUGCGUUCAACUAAAAUGUCAUAGAUUCAGAAGCAUGUUAUUUCAGUUAUUUGAGAUUCUACAUGUUAAAGCAAAACUUUGAGGAGGCUGUUGGAAUUGGCAAAGGACAAACCAAACUAUAUGCGACUAUAGAUUUAGAAAAGGCUAGGGUUGGGAGGACACGGAUAUUGGAAACUGAACCCUCUAAUCCAAGAUGGUACGAAUCUUUUCACAUUUACUGUGCCCAUAAGGCAUCAAAUGUUAUCUUCACCGUGAAGGAUGAUAAUCCCAUUGGUGCAACUUUGAUUGGACGUGCAUAUGUACCUGUGGAAGACAUCUUAGAUGGGGAGGAAGUUGACAGAUGGGUUCCAAUCUUAGAUGAAGAGAAAAAUCCAAUUGAAGGAGAAUCGAAGAUUCAUGUUAAGCUUCAGUACUUCAGUGUUACGAAAGAUCGCAAUUGGGGUUGUGGUAUAAGAAGUCGUAAAUUUCCUGGAGUCCCUUAUACAUACUAUUCACAGAGACAAGGUUGUAAGGUCUCUUUGUAUCAAGAUGCUCAUAUCCCCGAUAAUUUUAUUCCUAAAAUUCCUCUUGCUGGAGGAAAAAAUUAUGCUCCCGCCAGAUGUUGGGAAGAUAUUUUUGAUGCCAUACAAAAUGCCAAACACGUGAUCUACAUCACAGGAUGGUCUGUUUAUACAGAAAUUGCCUUGGUAAGGGACUCAAGGAGGCCAAAGCCUGGAGGAGACACCAUGCUUGGUGAACUUCUCAAGAAGAAAGCAAGUGAAGGGGUCAGAGUUCUUAUGCUUGUCUGGGAUGACAGAACAUCAGUCGGUUUACUAAAAAAAGAUGGUCUGAUGGCUACUCAUGAUGAAGAAACUGAACGUUACUUUCAAAAUACUGAUGUGCACUGUGUCUUGUGCCCUCGUAAUCCUGAUGAUGGUGGAAGCAUUGUUCAAGAUCUACAAAUCUCUACCAUGUUCACUCAUCACCAGAAGAUUGUUGUAGUGGAUAGCCCAAUGCCAAGUGGAGAUUCGGAUAAGAGGAGAAUUGUGAGUUUUGUUGGUGGCAUUGAUCUUUGUGAUGGCAGGUAUGACACACCCUUUCACUCCCUUUUCAGGACAUUGGAUACUGCACAUCAUGACGAUUUCCAUCAACCAAAUUUUACUGGUGCAUCAAUAACAAAAGGAGGACCAAGGGAACCUUGGCAUGACAUCCAUUCCCGGCUCGAAGGGCCCAUCGCCUGGGAUGUUUUGUUCAAUUUUGAGCAAAGGUGGAAGAAACAAGGUGGGAAGGAUGUACUUGUGCAGCUACGGGAGCUUGAUGAAAUAAUUAUUCCUCCAUCUCCUGUUAUGUACCCAGACGACCAUGACACCUGGAAUGUUCAGUUGUUUAGAUCAAUAGAUGGUGGGGCAGCUUUUGGCUUUCCUGAGACCCCUGAAGAUGCUGCUAGAGCUGGGCUUGUCAGCGGGAAAGAUAACAUUAUUGAUAGAAGCAUUCAGGACGCUUACAUUAAUGCUAUUCGGCGGGCUAAGAAUUUUAUUUAUAUUGAAAACCAAUAUUUCCUUGGAAGUUGUUUUGGAUGGUCUCCUGAUAAUAUCAAGCCUGAGGAUAUUGGUGCCUUGCACUGUAUCCCAAGAGAGCUUUCCCUCAAGAUCGUCAGUAAGAUUAAAGCAGGGGAAAGGUUCACUGUCUAUGUAGUUGUCCCAAUGUGGCCAGAAGGUCUACCAGAAAGUGGAUCAGUUCAGGCGAUAUUAGAUUGGCAGAGGAGGACAUUUGAAAUGAUGUAUAAAGACGUGAUCGAGGCUCUUAGAGAUCAAGGUAUCGAAGAAGACCCUCGCAACUACUUGACGUUCUUCUGUCUUGGGAACCGGGAAGUCAAGAGGGAUGGAGAAUAUGAACCUUUAGAAGCACCAGAGGAAGAUUCUGAUUAUAUGAGAGCCCAGCAGGCCAGGCGUUUCAUGAUUUAUGUUCACACCAAGAUGAUGAUUGUUGAUGAUGAGUACAUAAUUGUUGGAUCGGCAAAUAUCAACCAGAGAUCCAUGGAUGGUGCAAGGGACUCUGAGAUAGCAAUGGGUGCUUAUCAGCCAUAUCAUCUGUCAGCCCGUGAACCUGCACGUGGUCAAGUUCACGGAUUCCGUAUGGCUCUAUGGUAUGAACAUCUUGGUAUGCUUGAUGAAACUUUCCUUCGUCCAGAAAGUGAAGAAUGUGUUGCAAAGGUUAACAGAAUUGCUGAUAAGUAUUGGGAUCUGUAUUCAAGCGAAUCACUCGAGAGAGACUUGCCCGGUCACCUUCUCCGCUAUCCAGUUGGCAUAUCCAGUGAAGGAAAAGUCACAGAACUCCCAGGAUUCGAGUUCUUCCCUGACACCAAAGCUCGUAUACUCGGAACCAAAUCCGACUACCUCCCUCCUAUCCUCACUACUUAGUCAUUUUUCUGCUGCGUGCAAUCUUAUUCCAACAGGUUCUUACUACUUACAUCUUGUUUUUGUAACUUGAAAAGACGUUUUGAAAGGUUUGAGGUUUACUUAAAUAGUGGCUAAUGUCACUUUAGCUAUGUUUCUUGAUUGAGGCUUACUUCAAAUACUCUGGCUAAUGUAAUUUUGGGUUGUGCCUUCUUAGUCUUGGGGGGUUUACUUUUAUACAGGCUAAUGUAACUUUGGCUGGAUUUCUUGAUGUUAUAAACUUCAGUUUAAUUUUCUCGUGGCA